AUGCCGUUCUACUCGGGAUCUAGUCGCUCUAAGAAGGCACGCAAAGACGGUUCCAACAGAACCUCAACAGCGUCCAUGGUCUCAACGGCUUCGCAUGCCACUUCAAAAGACUCUAGGUCCUCUGCGGAAUCUUCCAAGAAAGAUAGCUCGUCUACACAGUCCACGGCCCCAAAGCACGCUGUACCAGGUUCGACGGAGGCGCCAAACACGCAGGCCACCAAACCAAAACCGGCAGAAGCAGAAAGAAAAGCACCAAACGUAUUUGAGUACCUUGAGGCUGAUUCGGAAUCGGAUGCAUCGUCAUCGGAGGACGAUGAUGACAGUUUGCCGUCGUCGAAAUCCUCCGUAGGGGCACCACCCCCUGCGCAACCGAAGGUUGCAUAUGCUGCACCUGCCGCGCGCCAGCCCAGCUCCACAAGCCAAGCAGCGAACGGCCGCAGUCGAACGUCCUCGAUGAAGUCUAAAGCAUCCAUGGAUUCCCGCACUUCCACAGGUCCCUAUAAUGUUUCACCUACUGCGGCGCCCCUACAGUUAGCCAGACACAACCCUGUCCGUCGAAAGUACUCCACAGACGGGUCUCACGGCUCAGGCCCUCUGCCUGACGGCUUGACUCACCCGGGUAGACGCAAUCUCGAUACGGUCACGUCGCCGGAGGCAUACUAUCCAUCCCCAAACCCUGCUCCUUUCCAGCGGCCUCCGUUUCCGCCUUCUCCUCCUCGAAGCCCCGGGGAGGACCUUCACCGAGUUAGCCGGAGAUCUAGGAGAAACACUAAGACUGCACACAUACCGUCUGGCUAUGGGCUUGUAUCCUGGCAGUUGGAUUCUUCCACCGAAGGAAAAGAAGCCUCCCUUCCCCCGCUCUAUCGUCGAUUUGAAAGUGUGAACCACCGUGUGCUGCUACACUUGCAGGAUGAAAUCGCACAUCUAGAAGAAGAAUUGCACAUGCUGGACGAGUACGAAGAAAUGCACCGUAUUGCUGCGGCCGAACAAGAGGGGAGCAAGGUCUUACCGGCUUCGCGACGCAUGGAUGCCCAGGCGCAGGUGUACUCGUCCCUCCAUUAUCGAAGGGAAGAAGUGAUGGGGGUUCUGGUCCAUAAGACCCAGCAAUACAACACUGCCCUCAGCGCAUACAGCAAAGUCUUACAAACCUUGCCCCGCGCCUCCGAAAAGGACACCGAGACAUACCGUACAUGGAUGAAAGAGCACAAUCCUAUCGCAGCAGCUGAAACCCGUUUCCUUGACCACGCCCAGGACCUUAUCUCUCUUGCACCACGCGCUAUCUCCAGCCCCUCCAACUCGUCGGUCUAUUCUGCCAUUAUCAUUGCUUCCGCUGCCAUCCUCCUCCCGCUACUAUCGUUUGCUAUGAUCGCCGAAUUCUCCGGUCGUCUCCUCGUCGUCGCCCUCGUGGGAGGCGCUGCGGCUGCCAUUGCUUCCAACUAUUCGACCGGCGCGGAACAUUUGGUGGCAUCUCAGGAUGGCUGGAGAUGUGCUACACUAUACUUCGGUUUCAUGACCGUAGCCGCGAUGUUCAUUCCUUGA
Aspergillus steynii IBT 23096 is the source of this 1539-nucleotide messenger RNA. RefSeq lists its product as uncharacterized. The transcript has 3 exons. Lineage: Eukaryota; Fungi; Ascomycota; Eurotiomycetes; Eurotiales; Aspergillaceae. The record is from RefSeq and is a predicted model, not a curated record. Bases 1 to 1539 code for a protein of 512 amino acids.